UGCAUUUUUUAGUUGGAAGCAUUCAAGAUACUCAAAAGAAAAUAAAAACUGACACUUCCUUUGCAAUAUUUUUAUGCCUUUUCUGUCUUGGCACCAUCUCUGCUUUAAAGGAUGCUCUUCUCAGACUGCUCUCCCUCUCCCUUCCCCAAGCUCAGCUCCCCAUAACCAUCUUCAGACACACACAUCCAGAGAGAGAGAGAGAAAGAGAGAGAGAAGUUUGGUUAUGAAAUGGCCACAAAUCUGCAAUCAUGUAACCAUGCAGAUGAAGAGUACAUAGAUAUGGAAGUAAGCUCUUCAUCCAACUUUCUGUCUUGCUCCACAAGCUCUCCUCCACAAAGCAGAGAAUUUGAAUUCCAAAUGACAUACAUUUCUAAAGAGAGAGAAUCCACAACGUCUCCAGCUGAUGAACUCUUCUACAAAGGUAAACUUCUUCCUCUUCACCUCCCUCCACGUUUACAAAUGGUCCAAAAACUUCUUCAAAACUCCAGCAAUGGAUUCAAAACCACAACAAAGACCCUUGAAGAAGACGUAGAAGAACAUUACAGUAUGCCCCUCAUCACUAGCUUCACAAUACCUUGUAGUAAUACCAGUACCCCAUUGGAAUCCUGCAAUAUCUCUCCAUCUGAAUCUUGCAGGGUGAGUUGUGAACUGAAUCCAGAUGAGUAUUUCUUUGAAUGGUCUACUGAAUUGAGCGGUUUUAUCAGUGAUAAUCCAAAGAAGUUUUGGUCCAAGAAGCUCAAAUUGAUUAAACAAUCCUCUCUAGGCCAAAAGAUCAAGGCUUCAAGGGCAUAUUUGAAAUCUCUGUUUACGAAAUCUGGUUGUUCAGAUGAGUCCAGUGCCAAGGCAGCCUGCAAUGUAGAGGAUGAACAUUUUUCAAAAGGAAAGGACCGUUCCAAUAAGUACAUAAAGGGCGGCUUGUUGCACGAGACUCCCAACACUGCAGGGUAUAAGGAGGGUCAGAUGAAUGGAAUCCUGCUUCCGAAUGCAGAAAGGCUGUUUCCGCUACUGGAAAAGAAAAACCUAUUUGGGCAAAUUGGAAAACGGAGAUACCCAACAAUAGCUAAUAUCAUGAACAGCAUUGAGAAAGAGGGAGCUGAGGAUAAUGUGAAUAGCCAUAGGAGGUCAUUUUCAGGGGCGAUCAAACGGCGCUCUCCUGCAAAAUGUUCUUCGUCUUCCUCUUCAUCUGGUGCUUCUUCCUCAUCUUCAUCGUCAAUUUCAUUCAAUUCAAAUGGGUUUUACGAGUUGCAAUUCCUGAAAAGGAGCAGCAGCGCAACUUCAGAGAUUGAGGGUUCAAUUGAGGCAGCAAUUGCUCACUGUAAGAAGUCUCAAGAGCUCUGUAGUUCAAGAAAGACAUUAAAUGAUUCAGGAUUUUGUGCACUGUCUGCUUCAAGGUUUGCAGCCUGUGGGGAUCAAGAAAGAUCAGGUAAAAGAAUAUGUAAGAAAAUGGAACCCAUUAAUGAAGCCCUGGAAUCAAAGGAGUAG
Ilex paraguariensis (yerba mate) is the source of this 1482-nucleotide messenger RNA. The record is from the annotation of a GenBank genome assembly. Lineage: Eukaryota; Viridiplantae; Streptophyta; Magnoliopsida; Aquifoliales; Aquifoliaceae.